UAACUUUAUUACGAUUAACGAGCGACAUUUUUUAUUUUUAUAUUCCUUUUCUAUGCAUCUAAUUACAUAAUAUUACUAAGUUUCGGCCAAAUCGGUGAGGAGGAGGGAUCUCCUUCAGUAUUAUCGUUGUUUAUUUGCAUUAUAUAAUGCUUUUUGUAUAGUGAAGAAUCUAUUGUUCGGAGAGAAGAUGCAAAAUUUUGUUUUAUUAGUAGAGAUUGAGAGAUCAUGUGGAAAUUCUAAUAUGAUGUGAAUCCUGGAUGCACUCUAGAUCGUAGUAUGACUCAACGAAAUGUCACACACAUCUUUUUAUUCCCAAGUAGAAAAUACGACUCAACUGUACGACGGAGAUAAUCCAUUAUUUAUUUAAAAAAUUCUUAAAUAGUCCAUUAAACGCAGACCAGACUGAAGACUUGCUAUUUUUAUAGACUAUACCACUCAAUAGCAGACUUUGUUUUCUGUUACAAUUUGGAAGUCAUUUUCCCUUUUACAUUUUUUUUCUUCAAUAUUCAUCUCUUCUUGAUGAAUUUGACUACUGCUCCAGUCAUUCAUCUGUACUGAAUCGAAAUUCUACUUGGCUUGAGUUGGCUAGGCUAGGUUAGGUUAGGUUAGUUUGGAUCCGCGGUUUAAGUCAAAUACAGUGUGAUCAUGUGAAAUUAUAGCGUGGGUGUUCAUUCGGAUACGUGGAGCUACGUUAUGUUACCGAAAUUGAUCGCAUGAAUCUGGCCGAGCGCUAGAUUCAUAUUUUCCUGUAGAAGAGCUGCGAAAGAGAUUUUAAGAAAUGUAUAAAGUCAUUCUUAUUUUCUUUGUCGUCAUUAUCUUGAUACACGGAGAGGAUUAUUAUGAAAUUCUUGGUGUAAGCAAAUCAGCUGGUCAGGAUGAAAUACGGAAGGCUUUUAAAAAGCUAGCCAUCAUUCAUCAUCCUGACAAAAAUGGUGAUGAUCCAGAUGCUCAUAACAAGUUUAUUCAAUUGACAACAGCUUAUGAGAUAUUGAAGGAACCAGAUUCAAGAAGAAAAUAUGAUCUCUAUGGAAAAGAUGGGCUUGAUAUGUCUAAUAAGAAACAAACCUAUCAUUCAUGGAGUUAUUAUCAGAAUAAUUUUGAUAUAUACGAGGAUGAUCAGCAUGUUGUUACUCUAGAGAAAUAUGAUUAUUUCGAAAGUGUCAUCAACUCUGACUCAACCUGGUUUGUGAACUUUUAUUCACCAAUGUGCAGUCACUGUCAUCAUUUAGCACCUGUCUGGAAGGAAGUUGCAAAGUUACUCAAUGGUGUAGUGAAGAUUGCAGCAGUCAACUGCGAAGACAACUGGCAGUUGUGCCAUCAAGUAGGAAUCAGAGCCUAUCCUACAUUGCUUCACUUCAGAAAGAAUUCGCAGCAUGGAACACACUAUGCGGGAGGACAUUCACGAGAAGCUAUUAUGCGAUUUGCAUUAGACAGACUAAAUAUUCAUGUUCCUGAAAUAAGUAAAUCCGAGUGGAAGCUGUUUUUGCGUGGCAUGGAAAUUACUGAAAGACCAGUAUUAAUUUUUAUUUGUGGCGAUCAACAAAAUUAUUUUACAUCUGAAGAGAAGCUUAUAGUAGCGGCAAUAUUCGAUAAAGUGAUCGAUGUGAAGAUAUUUAUUUGCGAAGAUGGCAAUUGUCAUCGCAAAAUAUCUUAUAAUACACAUGCAGUCUAUCUGCCGACGUAUAAUGCAUCUUCUUGGGAACCUGUAUUUUUCGAUAACAUCCCUGACAAUAGUGCACUAAUAGAGAAACUCUUAGACCAGUUGCCAAGGCCACAGGAGCUGACCGAAAGCGAUUUUGAAAAUAUCAAAGAGACGGAGUUUGAUAUCGCUUGGCUCGUAUGCUUUUACCUUGGCGAUUCAGCGGCGGUAGAUGUACAAAUGAAAAAACUUUCGGUCAUUAAUAUCAAUUUCGGUAAAAUAAAUUGUGGCAGAAACCAACAACUUUGUCAACAGUUGGGCGUGAAUCGUUAUCCUAUAUGGGGUGUUCUUAAGCCAGGUGGAGCAUUUGAAUUGCACCACGGGAAGAACACCUACAACGACAUUAGCAAGUUCGUGCGAAUUAGUGCGAAAGCUACAAACGUUUGGGCUCUCACCGCGGAGGAAACAUUGUCGAUACUACAAAGAAAAAGUGAAAACGAAGUAUGGUUCUUAGAUUGGUACGCGCCAUGGUGUCCACCUUGUGUACAUUUUUUGUCAGAACUUCGCAGAGCAUCAUUAGAAUUCGAUAUGUCAAUAGUUCGUUUUGGUACCAUCGAUUGCACCGUCCAUACUGUCCUAUGUCGUCAAUACAAUAUAUACUCUUACCCUACCGCGAUGCUCAUCAACGGCAGCAGUACAUAUCAAUUUACAACACAAACAACGGCUGCGAACGUUAUCCAAUUUAUCAACGAGAGAAGAGACCCCUCAGUAAUAGAAUUAACGUCGGAGAAUUUUUAUCGCGAAUUGGCGAAGAAGAAGAGUAAAGUUAUGUGGAUCAUUGAUUACUUUGCACCAUGGUGUGGACCGUGUCAGCGAUUGGCAUCCGAGUGGAUAACUGUUGCAAAGUCGUUGAGCGACUUGUCGUUUACGAAUGUGGCUAGUGUGAAUUGUGAGAUUGAGGCUUCCUUGUGCGCGUCUCAGGGAGUGCGUUCAUACCCCAACAUUAGACUGUACCCGAUAGGAAGCGAGGGUUUAAGUACGGUUGCCUUGUACAAUGGACGACGAGAUUCAUUAUCCAUAUUAACGUGGAUAACGACGUUUUUUCCAAAGAAAGUACGUGAUUUGAAACCUUCGGAAUACCACGAAGUACUGAAUAGUAAGCAUACAUGGAUCGUCGAGUUUUAUGUACUACGUUGUGGCCAUUGUCAGAGAAUGGAACCUCAGUUUGCAAUUGCCGCCCAGUUAGUGGAAAAAGUACGAUUUGGAAGAAUCAAUUGUAAUCUUUACAUGCACGAUUGCAUGGAGGCAAAUGUACAAGUAUUUCCUACAUUAAUAUUAUACAAACCCAAACAGAGAAGAAACAAUAGGUACGAUGGUUUCAAAAUAACUGGAGCGACAGCUAAUACGAUAAGAGAUGAAAUUUUAGAGAUUGUUACUUCUCGUAUGAAACAUGACGAACUAUAAUAUAGACCAAGUGCCUAAAUUGAGAUUAAUAUAUUUUAGUAAUGUACUUAUUUAUAAUUGAUAAUGCUCCACUGCUAUAAUCAGUGCUUGCAUAUUUGUACUUCUCUUCCAAAUGGACGAAAAUGUCAAUUAGAUAAGAUGUAUCUGUAGUCCUAUUAUGUGAUACUUUUGUAUUUAUAUUUUAUAUUUUAAUGUUUAUUGAUAAUAAUAGUAAUAAUAAUAAUAA
Molecule: messenger RNA, 3329 nt
Organism: Odontomachus brunneus
Lineage: Eukaryota; Metazoa; Arthropoda; Insecta; Hymenoptera; Formicidae
Product: dnaJ homolog subfamily C member 10-like
Exons: 12
Coding region: 779-3103 (774 amino acids)
Source: RefSeq, a predicted model, not a curated record